Cooperia oncophora is the source of this 638-nucleotide messenger RNA. The record is from the annotation of a GenBank genome assembly. Lineage: Eukaryota; Metazoa; Nematoda; Chromadorea; Rhabditida; Trichostrongylidae.
AUGAGAAGGUUCCAAAUUACAGUUGCUCUUCUCGACGCUCGCAAUAUAUUCAGCAGAUAUAUUGAUACGGAUGCUGCUUGCAGCAUAUCUCUUCCAAAGAAGAUUUCAGAACGCAUAUUUGACAGACUAUCGGAACAGCCGAUUUCGUCAGACAUUUUCGAUGAAGCGAAAAAUUUCGUUCACAGUUUGUUUGACUUACGGUACUUUAAAGAUUUUGAGAAUAGUUUAUACCAUAAGAAAUAUCAGCUACAAGUUUUCUCUCGCUGGUGUAGUCUCGAUGACAUUCUGUAUGUUCCGGCUUUGUUAAAUGCGUUUUUGGAGUUUGUCGACGAUCGUCAUGAUCACGAUUGUCUCCAGUUUCUCUUAGCAUGCAAUGCUUUUGAAAAAAAUUACGACUCUCUCCCUGAUGAGGAAGCUCUUGAGGAUGCAAUGUCUAUAUAUGACAAGUACUUUUCUAUGCAAGCAAUUAGUCCUAUUCAAAUUGGGGAUACGGCUCGCAGAAGAAUGGAAUCGGAGAUAUGUUCUGAUGGUGGACGCCCACUGCACUCCUCGUUUCAUUCCGCGAAGCAAUACUGCUUUCUGAGAAUUCACGAUGUAUGUCUUUGGUGUUGUUUUGGUGUUUUCCCCAUUCCGGCAGC